AUGCACUUUCCCCGUGUUGGCAUCACCCUUCUCCGCUUCCCGGUUAUUCCAGUGCCUGCCUUCCCCCCGUUUCUGGCUUCAAACUGUUUUCUGGUUGAUCUUUCAAUAGCUCUUCUGUGGGUUUGGUUCACCCUCUGGGUCGUCGUGCUGCCCUUUAUUGACAGCGACCACGGCAUCCACCGGUACUUCUUGCCUCGGGAGUACGCGGUGAUCAUCCCCAUGGUGGCCGGGCUGCUGCUGCUGCUAUUUAUAGGGGUUUUUAUCAUGGUCGUGAUGUGGAAGAGCAGGAAACCUGCCAAGAAAUCGGACUGA
This is a messenger RNA of Opisthocomus hoazin, 312 nucleotides long. The record is from RefSeq and is a predicted model, not a curated record. NCBI's taxonomy places the organism in Eukaryota, Metazoa, Chordata, Aves, Opisthocomiformes, Opisthocomidae.